AUGCGGAACUGGGACACUCGGGACGAAUCGGGUACAGACAAGGGCUGCGAAUGGGAGAAAGACUGGGAGGAUGUACAACUUGUCUGCCGCAAGUUAGACAUACCUUGCAAGAUGGUCGACUUGUCUCGUGAGUACUGGACUCGCGUCUUCGAGCCAUGCCUCCAGAUGUGGCAGAAAGGCUACACCCCCAAUCCGGAUAUUUGGUGCAAUAAAGAAGUCAAGUUCGGGGCUCUGGUACGCCAACUGACCGAGGGUGACCAUUGGCUUGCUACUGGACACUACGCAAGCAAGGAAUGGGUUGCGCAGCGUGCGCCCAGCGAAGCUCACGACCCCACUGAGAGCAGUUCGACCUUCCGCCCGACCCUCGUGAGACCAAGGGACAGGACGAAAGACCAAACAUAUUACCUUUCAGCCAUCCCUGAAGAGAGUCUGGCGCGUGCCAUCUUCCCACUUGCCCCUCUCACCAAGCCUGAAGUGCGUGAGAUCGCGCACAAGGCGGGCCUGUCGACCGCGGCAAGACAGGAAAGCAUGGGCAUAUGCUUCGUAGGCAAGAAAAGAAGGUUUGACGAGUUCCUAGACCUCGAGACAAAUGAACAGCUCGCUCGCCACCGAGGACUAUGGCAGUACACGUUAGGCCAAAAUGCGCGUAUAUCGGGGUUACCUCACAAAGCGAUUGUCGCGAGGAAAGACCUGGAACAGAAUACCAUUCAUGUUGUGCUUAGACCAGAUCAUCCUGCGUUGUACUCCAAAGGCUUGGUCGCAUCAGGCUUCCAGUGGAUAUGGCAUGACUCUCCGCCCUCUGCUUUAGACACAGACGACGGUCUCCAGUGCCGAGUAAAGGUCAGUUACCGUACAGUCGAUGCCGCCUGCACCGUUCGCCGACAUUCAGAGCAAGAUGUGCUCCAAUUUACCUUUGCGGAGCCCCAGAAGCACGUCGCCCCGGGACAGAUCAUUGUCGUAUACGAUGGAGAUCGUGUGCUCGGGCUAAGUGCGCAUGUCCACUUGAGCCCCGUGGUCCAUAGCGGUCCGGGAAAUAUCGGCCCAUCGUAUAGCCUUUCCGGUCCCGCAUGUUCUGGAGGUAGUGAACGCGAUAGCUACUCCUCGAAUGACCUCUUCACAUCUGCCGUCGACAGAUUUGGCUUCCACAAUGCGUCCACGAUUGAUAGUCUCCUGGACAAGGAGGACGUAUCAUUAGAGGCUAUACUGGACGAAGAUGACCUGCUCCAGGAAUGCAAGGCGCAGAACACGCGACUCGUCAACUACUUCCAGCGGAUGGACGUGCUGCAGCGCUUGCUUGGCUACGUGACGGGACAGAUUGAAGGGGAGGACAGGGGUCGAUUCAAGUACCCUUAUGUGUCUACGGAGGUCCUGUGCAGCGAAAUAUGGACCAUAAUAGAGACGUGCCUCAACAACCACGAGCAGUUACUCAUGCCGUUUUGGGAGACCGUCCUCGACAGGCCGCCAGAAGACAUGAAGACGCAGAUGGUCAUGGCCUCCCAGUUCGCCAAGAUUAAUGCAGUCUUCCUGAAUAAAAAGCCAGCGGAGAUGCUUGCCUUCAUUCGAUCGCAACCAAACGUCGUCGAGCGACUCCUGCGCCACAUCGAGACCCCCGCGUUCGCAGACCUGCUCAUUAGGAUCAUCCAGCUGGAUGAGCAACCCGCCGGUGCCGGCGUCCUCGAAUGGUUAUCGCAGGAGAACCUUAUGUCUCGCCUCAUCGACCUGCUUUCUCCUGCUUACAGCCCCGACAUGCACACGGUCGUCUCAGAACUGAUCAAGGGCAUUAUCUCUAUGGCUUCUCCUUCUCCUGGCGCUGGCAUUGCUGAUCACCAGGUCCCGCCGUCAAACUGCUUUGCCAGGGAGCUGGCUCACCGCGACAGCGUGUCCAAACUGGUUACCUAUAUCCUCUGUGACUUUGGGCCUCCGACCCUACCCGAAGCCUCCGAACCUCCUGGAGCUGGGACAAGUGAGGCUCACAGCUCUGGGUCGAACAAACCUGAUCCAGAAAGCGCUGCGUCGUCUGUCGUGCAGUCCAUUUGCAUCAUAAUCGAAUUGAUCCGGCAGAACAACUCGGAUUACUUUGAGCCGUACCUAUUCCACACUCUGCGAAACAGGCUCAUUCAGGUCCAGCAACAGCUGCAGAUGAAUAGGCAGGGCGGUCGUGAAGCGCUCGAGGCUGCGUUCAACGAGAUGGUCAACCGUAUGGGCGUCGUGCACCUCGGUCCACUACUGGAGAUCAUGUGCGACAAACUGGACGCAUUUCAGCUAUUCCUUCGGGAGCCGAGGUCUAUGAAUGGUCAUGUCUUAACUACAGUGGGCGAGCUGACGCCGUUAACCUUCGAGCGUUACCGGAUAUGCGAACUCUAUGCCGAGCUGUUACACGCCUCAAAUAUGUCGCUGCUCAACCGACCGCGAGAGUACGACAAUCUGUACGACGCCACCGGCCGGUUACAGGGUGGUUUGUCCGCAUUGGAACAGUUGGCUCAGGUCAUCGCUGUAGGCUCCGGCGGCGAACCGAACGAGGAUGACAUGGACGACGAAGAGGGCGAGGAUAUCGAGCCUGCGCACGACUUCCCUGUUCAUAACGCGCAAAACGACUCUUCGUCGCUUCUGGACUCCGACGAGGACAUGAGCGGGGACGACGAGCCGGGUAGUUCCGACGACGACGCUAUGGAGGAAAUCGCCAUGUACGAGGAACCGCGGUCCAACAUGAACAAGGACUCUGUGUUGACAGCAUCUCCCUUGUCCCACUCGACCCCGCUGCUCUCAUCAUCACCUUCCGCCUCGUCGUCGUCGUCACCCAGUCUCCUCCCACCCGCCAACCUUGUGUCAUCUCCCGGAACCUCCCCCGCUGCAUCAGAUGUGUCUGGUAUCACGCUUCCCCGCCAGAACUCAUGGAAUUCUGGCUCGGACACAGACACACACUCACGACCACGCUCAAGUAAUUCUCGCCGGAGCUUCCGGCGACAGAGUGUUAUGGACAACCUCGUCAACGGACGUCCGGUACUGGGCGAAAGGCUGAAGCAGCGGUUCCUUAAGGCCAAUGUUGUGUCCACCCUCCUUGAUCUUUUCUUCGACUUCCCCUGGAACAACUUCCUUCAUAGCGUAGUGUACGACCUGAUCCACCAGAUCCUGACGGGUCGCAUUGACGGUGGGUACAACCGAGAGCUCACAAUAGCGCUGUUCCGGGACGCACGGUUGAUGCACCGUAUCAUCGAGGGUUCAAAACGGAAUGACCAGGAGAGUGCCAAACCGAAGGGCGUCCGGCUGGGCUACAUGGGCCACCUGACGCUCAUCUCCGAGGACGUGAUCGGCGCGCUCGAGCACUUCCCGCCCGACCUGCGGCUGCUCGCCGCGCAGUACGCGCCGCAGCCCGAGUGGGACGAGUACGUCACGGGGCGGUACAAGGAGACGAAGAAGAAGGACACGAUCCUGCUCGGCGGGGGCAAGCCCGUCGUCGCGCCGGGCAUGCGCAACGGCUCCGCGGCGUGGAAGGUCGACGAGGCGGACACGGGCGGCGUCGCGGCGACGGCGGCGGGCCGGGCCGAGCAGGAGGGCGAGGGCCAGAUGAAGGGCGAGUUCCGGCGGACGGCGAAGAUGCGCGAGGGGAGCGCGGACUUUGGCGCGAUGGACGACGACGACGAGGAGUUUUCGCGGGCGGGCCCGCCGCAUGUGAGCGCGUCUCCCUUCUCCCCGCCCUUUGCAGUGUCCCGUGCGGCGUCGGAGUUCGCGCAGUACCUGGCGCAGGAGAUGCAGUCGGCGGAGCACUUUGAGGCGGCGGACGAGGCGUCGGACGAUGAGGAGGAGGACGGUGGGUGGCUGGCCCACUCGACGUUCGACCUCCGCCCGCCGCCGGUCUCUGCGCGACAGCACGAAGCGGACCGGAGGCCGCUGAGGACCAGCGGGUUCGAUGAUGCCUUUGCACCAUCUAAUCGCCAAAGCAACAGCGCGCCCUUUGAAGAUCCCUUCGACGACGACACCUUCGGCCCCUUCUCCGACUCCGCGGCGGCGAGCGGCACAGACCCGUUCACGUUCUCGUCGUCGUCGUCGUCGCGCCUCAGCGCGGACGAGCAGGAGCACGAGCCGGAGCACCUCGAGGACGCGUCGUUCGACUCGUUCGGCGACUUUGGCGACUUCCAGAGCGCGGAGAGCGGGUCCGCGGACGGCGGCGGCGCGAGCAGCUGGAGCUUCGCGAGCACGUCGAGCACGGGCUCGUUGGACGAGUUCGGCGGCGGCGGCGGGUCGCCCCAGGGGAAGACGGAAUGGACUCAGUGA
Molecule: messenger RNA, 4272 nt
Organism: Rhodofomes roseus
Lineage: Eukaryota; Fungi; Basidiomycota; Agaricomycetes; Polyporales; Fomitopsidaceae
Product: SIT4 phosphatase-associated protein-domain-containing protein
Exons: 18
Coding region: 1-4272 (1423 amino acids)
Biological process (GO): tRNA processing
Cellular component (GO): nucleus; cytosol
Molecular function (GO): protein phosphatase binding; sulfurtransferase activity; protein phosphatase regulator activity
Source: RefSeq, a predicted model, not a curated record